AUGAGCGUUCCCUACCCCUUCCAAUUCAACACCCCCGAUCAACCAACCUCCAACGGAGACGGUACCUUGGCCUCCCUACCCAUUAAACUCGAGAAUGUACGCGGUCGAAUUCCCUCCGCACAGGCAUCACGCCUCCGAACCAUGAUGCUGGAAGCCCACAACAACCCCAACAAGAUCAUCGCCCAUGCCUGCAGCUACGAUGGACUCUCCUCCCGCCUGGUGGAAGAAGCGGGAUUCCCCAUUGUGUUUCUAGCAGGGUAUGCUGUGGCCAGUGCCUUUGGACUACCGGAUACUGGCUACAUUGCUAUGGAGGACUUGUGCCGGAAGAUCCAGGAGAUCGUGCGUGUAACGAGUGUGCCUGUCAUGGCGGAUGGUGAUACGGGGUAUGGAAGUCCUAUGAAUGUUAAGCGGACGGUGGAGUCAUUUGCGAUUGCUGGGGCAGCUGGUGUGAUGAUUGAGGAUCAGACUUGGCCGAAGCGCUGCGGUCAUACAAAAGGUAAAUCCGUCGUCUCCCGCGGUGAAGCCUACGCACGAAUCCAAGCCGCCUGUGACGCCCGCAACGAAGGCCAAGACAUCUUCAUCCUCGCACGAACCGAUGCCCUUAUCCAUGGCUGGGAGGAAGCAAUGACCCGGGCUAAAGAAUUCAAGCGUAUUGGCGUCGACGCUGUCUUUGUUGAGGCCCUACCAGACCGGGAUGCGAUGAAACGAUGCGCCGAAGAAGUUGACAUUCCCAUCUUCGGGAACAUCAUUGAGGGUGGGAAGACGGAGAACCUGUCUGCGUUGGACCUCGCCCAGUUGGGCUAUUCUGCCGUUGCGUAUCCGUGGACAUUGGUUGCAGCGAAGCUGAAGAGUAUCCGGGAGACAUUGGAUGGGUUGAAGAAGAGUAUGACGGUGGGUGCACCACCAAUGAUCCUGGGAUACUCGAAGGUUUGCGAAGGUGUUGGGUUCAAUAAAUACUGGGAACGGGAGACGCGAUAUGAAUACGAUCAGGACGGCCUUGUGAACCUACGUGAGUAA
This is a messenger RNA of Aspergillus glaucus CBS 516.65, 1017 nucleotides long. Its product is annotated as isocitrate lyase/PEP mutase family protein. The coding region runs from base 1 to 1017 and encodes 338 amino acids. Lineage: Eukaryota; Fungi; Ascomycota; Eurotiomycetes; Eurotiales; Aspergillaceae. Gene Ontology annotation, molecular function: catalytic activity. The record is from RefSeq and is a predicted model, not a curated record. The transcript is spliced from 3 exons.